Neofelis nebulosa (Clouded leopard) is the source of this 968-nucleotide messenger RNA. Its product is annotated as olfactory receptor 2J3-like. Bases 30 to 968 code for a protein of 312 amino acids. The transcript has a single exon. Lineage: Eukaryota; Metazoa; Chordata; Mammalia; Carnivora; Felidae. Gene Ontology annotation, molecular function: G protein-coupled receptor activity; olfactory receptor activity. Gene Ontology annotation, cellular component: membrane. Gene Ontology annotation, biological process: G protein-coupled receptor signaling pathway. The record is from RefSeq and is a predicted model, not a curated record.
UAUGAUUCUUCCUCUGGGUAUUAGAAACAAUGAUGAUGGGAAAAAAUGCAAGUUCUGAAGGCUACUUUGUUCUACUGGGUUUUUCUCAUUGGCCUCAUCUGGAAGUAGUUCUCUUUGUGCUUAUCUUGAUGUUCUACUUGACGACAUUGAUAGGCAACCUCUUUAUCAUUGUCUUGUCAUGCCUGGACGCCCAUCUCCACACUCCCAUGUACUUCUUCCUCUCAAACCUCUCUUUUCUGGAUCUCUGCUACACCACCAGCUCCAUCCCUCAGUUGCUGGUCAAUCUCUGGGGCCCAGAAAAGACCAUCUCUUAUGCCGGUUGCAUGACUCAACUUUACUUUGCCCUUGCACUGGGAACCACAGAGUGUGUCCUCCUGGUGGUCAUGUCCUAUGACCGUUAUGCAGCUGUCUGUAGACCCCUGCAUUACACUGUGAUCAUGAACCCUCGUUUCUGCCACCUGUUGGCUGUGGCUUCCUGGGUCAGUGGCUUUACCAACUCAGCACUUCAUUCCUCCUUUACCUUCUGGGUCCCCCUCUGUGGACAUCGCCAAGUGGACCAUUUCUUCUGUGAAGUUCCAGCACUGCUGCGAUUAUCGUGUGUUGAUACCCGUGCUAAUGAGCUGACCCUCCUGAUCACGAGCUCCAUUUUUGUUCUCAUACCACUCAUCCUCAUUCUCAGUUCUUAUGGCGCCAUUGCCUGGGCUGUGCUGAGGAUGCAGUCAUCAGCUGGACUUCAGGGAGUCUUUGGGACAUGUGGAGCCCAUCUUAUGGUUGUGUCCCUCUUUUUCAUUCCAGCCAUGUGCAUAUAUCUGCAGCCACCAUCAGAAAGUUCUCAAGAUCAAGGCAAGUUCAUUGCCCUCUUUUAUACUGUUGUCACACCUAGCCUCAACCCUCUAAUCUACACUCUCAGAAACAAAGAUGUAAGAGAAGCAGCAAGGAGACAAGUGGGUCUAGAUUGGGAGAUAUGA